CCUCUUCGCGUUAGUUCCGGUCGCAGAGGAGCCACCGCCGCAGUUACCGCCACCUCCGGGAUUUCUGGCUCUUUUCUCUCCGCCUUAAAAUCGGGUGUCUUUUAUGAAUAAUCAAAAGCAGCAAAAGCCAACGCUAUCAGGCCAGCGUUUUAAAACUAGAAAAAGAGAUGAAAAAGAGAGGUUUGACCCUACUCAGUUUCAGGACUGUAUUAUUCAAGGUUUAACUGAAACUGGCACUGAUUUGGAAGCAGUAGCAAAAUUUCUUGAUGCUUCUGGGGCAAAACUUGAUUAUCGCCGAUAUGCAGAAACACUCUUUGACAUUCUGGUGGCUGGUGGCAUGCUGGCCCCAGGUGGUACACUGGCAGAUGACAUGAUGCGUACAGAUGUCUGUGUAUUUGCAGCACAAGAAGACCUAGAGACCAUGCAAGCCUUUGCUCAGGUAUUCAACAAGUUAAUCAGGCGAUACAAAUACCUUGAAAAGGGAUUUGAGGAUGAAGUUAAAAAGCUGCUGCUAUUCUUAAAGGGUUUUUCAGAGUCUGAGAGGAACAAACUAGCCAUGUUGACUGGGGUUCUUCUGGCCAAUGGGACACUUAAUGCAUCCAUUCUUAACAGCCUUUAUAAUGAGAAUUUGGUUAAAGAAGGCGUUUCAGCGGCCUUUGCUGUAAAGCUGUUUAAAUCAUGGAUAAAUGAAAAAGAUAUCAAUGCAGUAGCUGCUAGUCUUCGAAAAGUCAGCAUGGACAACAGACUGAUGGAACUUUUCCCGGCCAACAAGCAAAGUGUUGAGCACUUCACAAAAUAUUUUACCGAAGCAGGUCUAAAAGAACUUUCUGAGUAUGUUCGGAACCAGCAAACCAUAGGAGCUCGUAAAGAGCUACAGAAAGAACUUCAAGAACAAAUGUCACGUGGUGAUCCAUUUAAGGAUAUAAUUUUGUAUGUCAAGGAGGAGAUGAAGAAAAACAAUAUCCCAGAACAGAUCGUUAUAGGCAUAGUCUGGUCAAGUGUAAUGAGCACUGUGGAAUGGAACAAAAAGGAGGAGCUGGUAGCAGAGCAAGCCAUCAAGCAUUUGAAGCAAUAUAGCCCUCUACUUGCUGCCUUUACUACUCAAGGUCAGUCUGAGCUGACUCUGUUACUGAAGAUUCAGGAGUACUGUUAUGACAACAUUCACUUCAUGAAAGCCUUCCAGAAAAUCGUGGUGCUUUUUUAUAAAGCUGAAGUCCUGAGUGAAGAGCCCAUUUUGAAGUGGUAUAAAGAUGCACAUGUUGCAAAGGGGAAAAGUGUCUUUCUUGAGCAAAUGAAAAAAUUUGUAGAGUGGCUCAAGAAUGCAGAAGAAGAAUCUGAGUCUGAAGCGGAAGAAGGCGACUGAAUUGUGAAACUACAAGCUCAGUAAAGCAAACAGGAGUUGUAGAUAAAAUGUCAUGUCUCAUGUGUCCUUCUGGUUCUUACAUCUUCCUACCUCCCUAUAUCAAGCAUGAUAUAAGGGCUUUCAUGGCAAAUUUAUUUUAACUGUUUUCUAUGGUUACUGAAAAAUGUUGGGUUUAGUUUUUAAAACCAUGUUUUAAGUAGCUACAGGAGCUAUAGAUUUGAAUCUAAUGUUGCAUUAGUCUUUUCAGUUAUCUUCUACCUCCUGUAUUUUCUACUGUAAUAAUGUAAUUUAAGGCCUUCCACAAUGAACAGUUCAUUUUAUCCCUGGGUUUUCUAUAAACAGUUUACAAGACAUGAUUUGGUUAAAAACAAUUUGUUAUGGAAAUUCUGUUUGCAAAUUAAACUGUACAAGUAUCCAAAGUCAAAAGGCAAAUGACUUGUGUGAUAAUUUGAUAUGAAAUGAGAAGGCAGCAUUAAAUGGUUUUCAGAGCUCCAUUCAUCAGAUGAUAGUCCAUAUAAGACCUAUUUCUGAAUAUUGAUUCUGAAGUAGUAAUUGGCCAGCUUUUUGUUGAUAUUUCUAAAGAGUAUUUCUUUUUUAACUUUUUGGGGGGCAUCAUUCAAAAUUUUAAGCAAAGGUUUUCCAAGUAGCCUACAGCUAAAAUGUCAAUUGUUUUUGCUUCCUGACUUCUCACUUAUAAGUAAAGGAAUUGUUGGGAAGCAUUUCAGAAAAACGAAGGCAGCACAAGUGACCAGAGAGGUGGAAAAGAAAAAAAAAAAAGAUCUCUCCAUUGCAUACUUCUCUUCAUUCAGUGUUUUAGCCAAAAAAAGUAGAUGGGCAUCUAUUAUGCCACCAUCUCCAGGUGUGCUUGCUGACUUAUAAUCUUUGUCAUUCACAGAAUCUUGCACUCUGGAGAACCCUAAGUUUAGAGGAUAAAAAUCUUUAGAGGGAGUGCAUGUAAGGCAGUGAUGAAUACCCUAAAACCAGUAAAAUAGUUUAAAAUGUUAAAUGACCAAUGUGUUACAGAUGAGUCCUUUUGGGACUCCAAGCAUGAUCACCACAUCUGUCCUGUUGGCUUAGAGUCAUCCUGUAUGUUGUAUUGUAAUGCAAUGAUGUGAUACCUCUUGGCCAUACUGGACUGUCUUCGUUCUUAAGCAUAUACAGGGAUGACUGAAGCAUCUGCCUAAUAUCUGCCCCAGUUGCCAUUUUCUUCUUGCCACAAGCCAAAAAGUUUCCUUUCUAGCUCUCAAUCUUUUUAUUCUGAUGGCUUACUUUUUUACUUUAUCUUUGCUGAUAAUUUGUCUACAUACAUAGCAUAGCCAUUAGAAGAUGAGUAGGUGAUUAUUGCCUCAUUUUUGGCUGCUAAAUUUUGUGGUAGGGAGACUAUUAAGUGAACAUGUUGGAAUAAGGUGUUCUGAACUCUUCACCAAAGCUGGAAACAGUGUCACCAGGACGUCAGUGAACUAUGCCCUAUUUUAGCAUGUGCCAUUGAGCCAAGAAUUUGGUAUUUAAAAUUAAAAAUACACCUCGGGAAUGAAGUGUAAUAUAAUUUGAAGCUAACGUACAAUAGCCUUAUAAGGAAGAGCAUUAUAACUGAUAGUCUUGUGAGUGGAGUGUAUGUUAAGUUUUCAUAUGUAGAUAUUAUGUAUCUAAUAGGUUUCUACUGUAGUGAUCUGCUUCCUUUGUAAUUUGUAGUCCUAAAGACUUUUUUAAAAAAUAAAGGCCAUCCUUAAACUUAGGUUUAAUCCAUUUUUGUUAAAUUGGAACUUAAAAAACGUUGAUACCUAAAUGACCGGCAUUGUAUAACACAUCGAAAAUGUCCUUGCCGUUUAUAACUAAUGUAAAUGCUGCUUUUCAUCUGAGUAUGUCCCAAACUACAGGUACCAUCCCACCAGAGGACUGUGAUCUAGAUCAAGCUAGAUUGAUGUACCUCCACAUUGAAGUCGCAUGUUACUACAAUACAAUCUAAAUUAAAUCAUUUAAUCACAUAUUAUGUAUAAUAGAGGGGUGAGUGUGUGAGAGUGUGUGUGAAUGGCCUUCCAGCUGUCUCUUCCCCAGUCACAAAAGUCCUUUCCUAAGUAGUGGCACAGGGAAGGGGGGUUCAUUAAAGUUCUAGUAUAUGGACCAGUCCAAAAGUAGUAAAAAUGAAUGUUUGAAUGGUGAUUUAACAUAGGCUUAACUCCUUUAAUACUAGGGGCUUCCCACCCUGAGGUGCCAAGAUUCCAUAUAAGUGACUUGUAAUUGUAUGGAAAACUAACAAAAGGAAUAGUAUACGAUGGGUUUGCCUAUUAUGGCAUUCAGAAAUCUAGCUGCCAGUGCCAACUCCAAUGCCCUCAAAUGAUCCCUGAUGGAAAAGGCUAAUGCAGUUGUGCUUUCCAUAACAAAUAGGUGUUAGCAGUCAAAUUCUGUUGUUGCUGGAUGUCAUUGAGUUUCUCAGCUGGUAAUAUUAAAAGAUCAGCUUCUACUCCUUGAGACUGAAAAUAUUUGAGUUAGCCGAUUUUCUUCAAGUACUGAGAGCCUGUCUCUUAUCAACAUUUUUUCCCCUCCCUACUGGUUCCCUAAAAAUUGAAAGCCAAGUUAUAAGCUAUUUUGACUAUUAUAAGCCUUUUGACUCUUAAACAAGGGUUGGGGUGAUUGGAGGACACUCACUAUCCAGCGAGUGACUGAUUCCUUACUUUUAACUAGGUUUAGGGGUUCAGUCUUCUAGUGGAAGUAACAGGCUUUUCCUCAUGAUUUUUUUAAAAGUCUUCAUGGGCCCCAGUUUCACAUUGAUUGACAUCCUUUAUUGAUAUGCUGAAAAUAGAAUUAUGGCUGUGGUUGCUUUUGGACAACAGGACAAAUUUGAAUUUGAGCAGUCUUCAACAUAAAAUAAUCUUACAUUUAUUUGGCAACUGGAUAUCUGAAUAUAGGAUGUACAUAUGUUGAUUAUUUGAUGGGUACAAGCAAUUUUUUAGCCUUUUACAUGGGGUUUGCCAUUUUUCAUUUGCCCAUUGUAAAAAAAUAGUCUGCUUCUGAACACGAUUAUAAGUAAGAGUACACGUUAUUUCAUAGCUCUAUGUCCACUUAUUACAAUUUCAAGUUAAUCUUUCCUUGUAUAUUGUGUCCAAAGGGACUACUAUCAACUGGUAUUUUAAGUGUGUUAAUUAAGGUAGUGUGAAUAUUUUGCACAAGUGAAUUUCAUGAAAUUUAUGUAAUGGAAAUCUAGGUUUACUACGUUUUGAGCACAAAUUCAUUCCUUCAUAAAGUAACAACUGCCAAGAGCUAUUGAACAAGUUUUAAGUGAUUUCAGAACCAAUUGUAAGUAUACUGUACUGAUGGUUAAGCAAUACUGAGAGGGUUUCUGGUAAACAGCUACUUUUCAAUGUUUGCCCGAUUUCCUUCCCUUUUGCCUUUUUAAUCCUUAAAACCCAGACUUGACCACCUAGCAUAACUUUGCUUUCUGACAGUAUCAUGAUCUACAUAGAGACUUACUGAGGGUGCAACUGUUAUGGAACCGUAAGGUUUAUUCAAGAUGUUCCAAGUUGAAACUAGAGGUAUGUGCUUAAAUACCAACUAACUAAAAUAACUUCUUAUUUCAUAAGGUUUUGUCUAAUACAUUGCAUUAGUGUGAUCCGAAAAGUAGGGGGAGGAAUAUUGUUUUUGCUUAGCGUUGCUCAAUUUUAAAAAAAUUAUCUGGCUUGUAGGCAUCAAAUCUCUGGGAAGUUAGCAUCCAUAUUACCUUAAGGGAUUAUUUUAUAUUAUAAUUAUACUUUGUAGCUGCAAUCCUAGCUCACUGUCUUACCACUUAUAUAAGCCACCAAUAUUAUAUGCUUUAAAUUGUCCUAUUUUCCUAGAUUAUCUGUACCAAAAUGUGUACAGAUGGUUCUUUUCAGAUGAACUCAAUCCAAGCCUGUUUUUAACACUGCUUUGGGACUGAUCUUUCCAGUUUGGGAAUCUGGCUCUAUCCCUCCGUUAGGACGUGUUAAGUCUAGGGUUGAGUGGGAAACAGUGAGCUAAAACAUUUCCCGAGGCUUUCUUCCCAAGGAUUGAAUAGACAGUUAUUAAGAGUACAGAUUCUGGGAUUACACCAUAAAUUACAUAUUUAUAUAUAGUGAAUUUGGGGCUCUGCAGGGUAAUCUUGACAAAUGACUUUGUAGAUGGUCACUAUUUACAAUCAACCAGUUGGUUUUGUAAGCAUGACAAUUUCAGAGUGUCAGAGCAAAAAACUAGCCAGGAGCCAAGCAAUGCUGGUGCUUAUAUUAAUGGCAAAAGUAGCUUGUACUAGGUUUUUGUUGUUGGGUUUUUAAUUUUGAGCUGCAGAUCCUAAAGCUCCUUUAAAAGUUAAGUUUACCUAUAGGUAAAUCUGGCAGGAAACACCAAAGCAGCCACUUUUUGACCAGGCCUACUUAGUCUUCAGAUACGUUAGAAAAAUUUUGUGCUAUUCUACCCAAUUUCUCUAGCAUUUUAAGAUUUAAAUAUCUUGUAAGACAUGGACACAGCAUUAAUGUUCCAAGUAGCAGGAAUAGAAAAGAUAGGAACAUCUGAAUGGCGAGUAGAAAAGACUGGCCAACUAGCUAGCUCUUGGCACUCUGGAACAUGUCCACAACCUGACUACAGCCAUCCAACCCAGUAACUGUACUGAUGCCUAUUACUAUGUAUAACUGUGAAACUUGCUUCUUGUCUGUACCCUUGAAAUUGAAAUAAAAUUUAUUGAGAAUCUUUGUUAAUGUAAAAAGAAAAAUGA
This is a messenger RNA of Gracilinanus agilis (Agile Gracile Mouse Opossum), 6083 nucleotides long. RefSeq names its product basic leucine zipper and W2 domains 1 (gene BZW1). Lineage: Eukaryota; Metazoa; Chordata; Mammalia; Didelphimorphia; Didelphidae. The record is from RefSeq and is a predicted model, not a curated record. The transcript has 12 exons. Gene Ontology annotation, cellular component: membrane; cytoplasm. Bases 104 to 1363 code for a protein of 419 amino acids. Gene Ontology annotation, molecular function: protein binding.